AUGACUCUGUCCAGUGAGUCUGAAGCUUCACAACACGCUGCUUUGCCUCUAGAAGAUGAUGAGAUUGACAUAGUGGGCGAGGAUGUGCCUAGCCACGGGCACUUAUAUCGCAAUGAGUGCUCCACGGACCCCGGGUCUUCUGCAGAAUCCGGUCCAGAAUUCGACUCUUCAGAGCCGGACUCCUCGGGGGAGAGCGAGAACAGUUUCUGCGCGGACCUGGCACCGUCUUCCAGGAAAGCCCAGAACAGCUCGGUGAAGCCUCCCUACUCCUACAUCGCCCUCAUCACCAUGGCCAUCCUGCAGAGCCCGGUGAAGAAGCUGACGCUGAGUGGCAUCUGUGACUUCAUCAGCAACAAGUUCCCCUACUACAAAGACAAGUUCCCCGCGUGGCAGAACUCCAUCAGGCACAACCUCUCCCUCAACGACUGCUUCAUUAAGAUCCCGAGGGAGCCUGGGAACCCGGGCAAAGGUAACUACUGGUCUCUGGACCCCGCCUCGGAGGACAUGUUCGACAACGGCAGCUUCCUCCGGCGAAGGAAGCGCUUCAAGAGAAACCAGCCCGAGUUUGGCAAAGACGGACUAAUGUUUUAUUCCAACUUGAACUGCUACCGGCCGUACGGGCAGCCAUACUGCGUACCACGGGGCCAGGUGAGCCCCCCGCCCGCUGCUCCUCUCCGGUACGUGCCUCUGCAGGAGGGCAUCAUGAUGCCUCCCUCCUCCUCCUAUCACCUUCUGCCACAAACUUUGAACAGUCACGGGAAGUGCAGUGGGCCUAAAGACUUCAGAUCGCAGCUGUGCGCAACAGAACCGGAGCCGAAGCCUGGCCAGCAGGCAAAGUGCUCCUUCAGCAUUGACAGCAUCAUGCGCAGACCCUCCCCCAUCGGUCCACACCACCCAAAUCCACAGCAGAGCCUUCGCGGCGCUCUCGGGUACGGUCACCUCAUGUCGGGCCCUGCUGCCUGCUUGCUCCCGACGCUCCUGCAGGUUCCCAGGACCCCGUUCUGCCCUCCUUCCAUGCUGACCACUGCUCCUCUAAGAAACGAGCAUCUCAGACUCUCUUACCAUCACUGUUGA
Anoplopoma fimbria (sablefish) is the source of this 1074-nucleotide messenger RNA. It is a transcript of the gene foxd5, whose product is annotated as forkhead box D5. Gene Ontology annotation, molecular function: DNA-binding transcription factor activity, RNA polymerase II-specific; RNA polymerase II cis-regulatory region sequence-specific DNA binding. The record is from RefSeq and is a predicted model, not a curated record. The transcript has a single exon. Gene Ontology annotation, biological process: anatomical structure morphogenesis; cell differentiation; regulation of transcription by RNA polymerase II. Lineage: Eukaryota; Metazoa; Chordata; Actinopteri; Perciformes; Anoplopomatidae. Bases 1 to 1074 code for a protein of 357 amino acids.